CUAAUUAACAUCCAACCCUUUUCUUUUAAACAGCUUGAGCGUUUUAAAAAAGGAGCCUGAAGAGCAGGGGGCCAUGUUUGAAAAGAAAAAGUAAGACAGAAAGGGUAAGAGAAAAGGAGAAACUAAGAAGCACUGGGCAGAAGAAAAACUUUUGAAAAGACUGAUCAAGCCGCUAGGGAGCUUGCAGACCAGUGAGAGAGAGAGAGAGAGAGAGAUCGGUACUCCCACACGCGAGCUCUGCUGGGAAAGUACGCGGAACUGAACACCAGAUAUCGGACAGUCCGACACUGGGCAACAGAGGGAGGCAGCGUGUCCAGAACAAGAUCGGCGCCCAGCUAGACCGCCCACCACCGGCCGAGUCGCCGAGAUGUCCACGAAGGAGUCCGUUCCACAGGAGAAGUACAAGUUAGUGGUGGUUGGUGGCGGCGGGGUGGGGAAAAGUGCCCUGACCAUCCAGUUCAUUCAGUCUUACUUCGUCUCAGACUAUGAUCCAACUAUUGAAGAUUCCUACACCAAAAUCUGCAGUGUGGAUGGCAUAACAACACGCUUGGACAUUCUGGACACUGCAGGCCAGGAAGAGUUCGGUGCCAUGCGGGAGCAGUACAUGCGUGCAGGUGAAGGCUUCUUGUUGGUGUUCGCCAUCAAUGAUGUUGGCAGCUUCAAUGAAAUCCACAAGUUCCACAGGCAGAUUCAGAGAGUCAAGGACAGAGAUGACUUUCCAAUGGUACUUGUGGGGAAUAAAGCUGACCUGGAGCAGCAGAGAAUGAUUACUCGGGAAGAAGCAGAACACUUUGCCAAGGAGAAUAGGAUUGUUUACAUGGAAUCGUCAGCAAAGAUUCGACAGAAUGUGGAUGAAGCCUUUCAUGAAGUGGUUAAAGCAAUCCGAAAGUACCAGGAGCUGGAAUCCCCGCCUAGCCCCUCCCAGAACACAGCGAAGCAUGACAAAAAAAGCUGUCCUUGUGUCCUGCUGUAAAAUGGGCAAAGCAGGGCAAGUGAACUUUUGUUUUUCUUUUUGUUUUUUGCCCUUCACCUUAGGCAGCAGUUUAACCUUCGCUGCCCAGGGGUCGCUCUCCUGGUAACUGUUUGGUUUGGCACGUUCUGCAAAAUGUUACCCGGGCAACCAGACCUCGAAGUGUUCCCUAGCAACCAAAGAUUAUCCUUGGCUAUAGCAACAGCUGUAAUCCUGCAGCAGAACCAUUUUCUGUAGCAACAUCUGGAAAAUGAAUAGAGUCGUUGCCAUGGAAACCACUACGACAGAGAGCAAAAAUACGCACCAGAGGGUCCCUUUUUUUGUAUUUCUUUAAGUUUAGCACAAGAUCUCGCUCAGGUAAACUGACAUGCCAAGGAUGUUGGUAUUGCUGCAUGCUGAUCACUUACAAAUCAAUGAACCUGUGUGAGGAUGCUUGCCUUUGGACACUCCAGGACGAAAAGCUUUUUUCUUUCAGUUUUUAAUUAGAACUGGGGGGAAAAGCUUGUAAUGACAACCUAGCCACAAUCAGACAAGCAAGAAGCCAAAACCCAUACGUGUGCAUUCUGUCAAAAUAGACUGUGCAAGGAAACAAAUCAUCCUUGAAUCCAAAUCCCCAUCUUACCUUACCUGCAGAAUGAACAUCAU
This is a messenger RNA of Polypterus senegalus (gray bichir), 1615 nucleotides long. It is a transcript of the gene rras, whose product is annotated as RAS related. Gene Ontology annotation, molecular function: GTP binding; GDP binding; GTPase activity. Gene Ontology annotation, cellular component: plasma membrane. The transcript is spliced from 6 exons. Bases 368 to 973 code for a protein of 201 amino acids. The record is from RefSeq and is a predicted model, not a curated record. NCBI's taxonomy places the organism in Eukaryota, Metazoa, Chordata, Cladistia, Polypteriformes, Polypteridae. Gene Ontology annotation, biological process: signal transduction.